AUGACCUCAGAGAAGAGCUUUGGCCACCGCGACGAGCCUCUAGCCACAGAAAAGCGCGACGAGGCGUUUGUGGAAGAUGCGAGAUCCGUGGAUGAGAAGGCUCAGAGGAACCAUGGCGACUACUCUGGAGCCGUUGCAAAGACAGACCCUGCGGAGAUUCAGCUUGUCCGCAAGUUGGAUAGGAGAAUCAUGCCUAUCGUCUGGGCCAUGUACUUCUUGAACUACGUCGACCGAAACGCGAUCGCAAGCGCACGCCUCAACGGUCUUGAGGAGGACCUCGGACUUCACGGCACCCAGUACAAUACCUGCAUUUCCAUCCUAUUCGUCGGAUACCUCCUCAUGCAGAUCCCAUCAAACAUGCUCAUGUCCUCCGGCAAAGUCCGGGCCUCCGUUUAUAUGUCCCUGUGCAUGGCAAGCUGGGCCGUUGUCUCGGCCUGUACGGCGCUCACGAAGAGCUAUACUGGGUUGGUGCUGGUGCGGUUCUUCCUGGGAAUCACAGAGGCGCCCUUCUACCCCGGCGCCCUCUUCCUGCUGUCAUUGUUCUACACACGAAAGGAAAUUGCGCUGAGAAUUUCCAUCCUCUACUCGGGAAACAUCGUGGCAACCGCCAUGAGCGGCCUCAUCGCCCUUGCAACCUUCGAAACACUAGACGGAAAACACGGACUAAAGGGCUGGCAGUGGCUCUUCAUCAUCGAAGGUGUUGUGACCUUUGGCAUCGCAAUGCUCGGCCUAAUCAUGCUCCCCGACCACCCACUUACAACCCGGUGGUUAACCCCUGAAGAGCGCGAGCUCGCACACACGCGCAUCCUCGCAGACACGGUUGGAAGCGAGAGCUCAAAGGGAGUCCUCGCCGGAUUGAAAGAGGCAUGCCGCGACCCGCGACUCUAUCUCCUGGCUUUCAUGCAGAACAUGCACCUCAGCGCCUGCAGCUUCAACAACUUCUUCCCAACCGUCAUUGGCAGCCUUGGAUUCAAUUCCACCAUUACGCUGGCUCUGACAUGCCCACCGUACCUCGUCUCCGGCGUCGUCGGCGUCAUUGUUGGGAUCACCUCGGGCAAGUACAACGAGCGCACGUGGCACAUUACAAUCACGAUGGGCAUCGCCGUCAUCGCAUUCAUCAUAUCCUGCGCGACGAUGAAUACAGCAGCUCGAUACAUCUGCUGCUUCCUCUUCACGAGCGGCGCGUACGCGGUCAACUCGGUGAUUCUCGGGUGGGUCUCUGCGACGCUGGGCCAGACGGCUGAGAAGAAGGCGGCGUCGCUUUCCGUCGUCAAUGUCGUUGCGAAUGCGUCGUAUAUCUACACGGCGUACCUCUACCCGGAGUCCAAUGGUCCGCGGUACCUGAUCGCCAUGUCGAGCAAUGCGGCGUUUGGGGCCGCUACGAUCAUGAGUGCUUGGGCGUUGCGCUGGUGGUUGCAGGCUACAAAUAGGAAGAUUCAGCGCGGUGUACUGCCUGGCGCGGAGGAUGGGGUGUUUUACGCGUACUGA
Molecule: messenger RNA, 1488 nt
Organism: Aspergillus calidoustus
Lineage: Eukaryota; Fungi; Ascomycota; Eurotiomycetes; Eurotiales; Aspergillaceae
Source: the annotation of a GenBank genome assembly